ACCGACGUCAACGUAAUAUAUAGGGACCCCUCUCUCUGCAAAGUGCCAGCUUCGCCACUGUUAUCUUUGUUCAGGUCCGUUCCCUAAAAUCAAUGGCAAGCAAGAUGGCCUCCUGUAUCUUCUGCAAGAUCAUCAAGGGCGAGAUCCCGUGCUUCAAGCUCGUUGAGACCGAGAAGUCACUCGCGUUCCUCGACAUCAACCCGCUCAGUCGGGGGCAUGCCCUUGUCAUCCCCAAAUUCCACGGCGAGAAGCUGACCGACAUCCCCGAUGACCACCUGACCGAUAUCCUGCCCAUCGCGAAGAAGCUCGUCAAGGCGACGGGCGCGGAGGAGUACAACAUCCUGCAGAACAAUGGACCGGGGGCGCAUCAGGUGGUUGGGCAUGUGCACUUCCACAUGAUUCCCAAGCCCAACCCGCAGGAAGGCCUUGGUAUCGGCUGGCCUCAGCAAAAGACGGAUAUGGACCAGCUCAAGGCGCUGUUUGAGGAGAUUAAGUCGAAGGUGUAAAUAUUGUGUGCUUCUGCUAAUCGGUCGUGAGCCGGAUGAGUGGCCAUGCCUCCCGGGGUGCCUAGGUAAUCUAGGCAACUGGUCAUCGAACAGCAUCCUGUUUGCGGCUCGAGCCGUCAGAGUAGCAAUGCAACAAGCUUUGGUCGCUCGCC
Molecule: messenger RNA, 658 nt
Organism: Thermothelomyces thermophilus ATCC 42464
Lineage: Eukaryota; Fungi; Ascomycota; Sordariomycetes; Sordariales; Chaetomiaceae
Exons: 6
Coding region: 93-506 (137 amino acids)
Biological process (GO): nucleotide metabolic process
Molecular function (GO): catalytic activity
Source: RefSeq, a predicted model, not a curated record